Molecule: messenger RNA, 1161 nt
Organism: Haemonchus placei
Lineage: Eukaryota; Metazoa; Nematoda; Chromadorea; Rhabditida; Trichostrongylidae
Source: the annotation of a GenBank genome assembly
AUGGAAGAUAUCGUUAGUCAAGGAAGUCAAACAAAGGCUUCUAAGACAGUUUUGCAUCACCUGACUCACAUCUUAUUGCUUAUCGACAGAAGUAUCGGUCUACGUCAUUUAUUUUUGAUAUCUAUUCUAAUAUUCUAUUCCGUUUUGGGUGGAUAUGUUAUAUACUACUUCGAAUCAAGUGCAGAGGCAGUGGCAAUUCCAGCUAAAAAAGCACAGCUCGACAGUAGAAUUAUGGAAAUCGUUUUGCGAUAUAAAAACGGCAAUUCCAAUCUGACAUUAUCAGAGAAGACAGCGGCUUUAAAGAAAGACUACAUUGCAAUGUUAAACACUGACGGGUUGCUUAAAUGGUCCACAUUUUACAAAACCGAUGAACCUAAUCACUGGAAAUGGACAUUUGGAAGUAGCCUCUUUUAUGCGUCGAAUGUAUUUACAACAACUGGAUACGGCUCGAUUGCUCCGGAUACGUUUGCAGCUAAGUGUUUCACCAUGUUCUACGGGACCAUAUUUGUUCCCUUAACCUGGAUCAUCAUCCGUGAUAUCGGACAGCUAGCCCUUGUCUAUCUUACUACCGCAUAUGCUCGGCUCAAACUGAGAUUCACGAAUGCUGGCGAGAAAUCCGAUGAGGUAUUCAUGCUUCCAAUUUCAAUAUGUCUAGGGAUAUGUAUACUCAUCAUGUUGUGCGGAACCGUGUAUGUGCAUUCCUACGAUGCGCUGUCAGGUCCUCCUGAUUCGGGAUUGAGUUGGUUCCUUUCUUUUUACUUCACUUUUCAAUCAUUCACGACUAUUGGUCUCGGCGACGUUAUGCCCAAUAAUAUUCCGUUUGACGUAUUCAUCUGUUCGGUAUUCUUCUUCAGCUUACCUAUGCUUAAAGUUAUAAACAGAAUGUGUUAUUUGAGUAUGGAGAACGGAGUACAUGGGUCAUUUUCUAUAAUAAGUAACAAAAUGGAAGCUUUUGUUCGUAAGGAGAAAACAUCGCCUGAGACAGGAUCGAGGGAAUCGAAGACGACGGAUGAAGAGAAACCGGCCGACGAAGUCGAUAUGACUAACCAAUUGACAAUUCACUCAAUCGCAACGUUCAUGCAGUCGAACGCGGAUGUUUAUGGCGGAAGUUUUGGACGUGUGAACCUACGGAAGUCAGAUAUUGAACCUGAAUGUCCGUAA